UCAGAAUGCACUUUGAAAAGCCAACACCUGAAGAUUUCGAUAUCGAUCUACCUCUUAAAGAAGCUGGAUGUUUGAUAACUGUCAGGAAGUGUAGAGAUUUUAACGACGAGACAGCUCACAGACUUUUCCCGCAAAGUUCUGCCAGCUAUGUGGCUUCCCACACUUACACAAUACCUUCUAACUACUUUUCUGAAACUUUCUGGAAAAAAGAAGAAAAACGAUUGACAAAUAUUAGAAGAAUUUGGGCUGCCAACAGACAUAGGUUGAGCAGCGAAGAUUUGGAAGGUCCCAAACUGUUGGUGUGCAAAGCGGAUGUUCAGAAAAUUCUUGAUAUGUGUGACUGGUUGAUGCAUAUGCAGUGGGAUGGGGAUCGCAGUCAGCCACCUAUGCCACUUCAUUUGUAUAAGGCUAGGCUGAAUGAGCUGAAAAAUGAAAACGACUUUGUGGUCAAAAGACUACAAAGCAUUUGCGAAGAGGAGAAGCCAAGCAAAGCACGGAUAAAUGAAAUAAGAUCACAUUUUACUACGAAAGACUGUUUGCCUGAGAAAUCUCGAGGGAGUGACACCAAAGAGAAUGAAAAACCGGGUCAAUCACGUUCAUGGAAAAUUACAAUGAUGGAGCGCAUCAAUGAUAUACUGGGUAUAUUGGAUGCUGCGGCCAGCGCUGGAGAGAAUGUGGCUCAGGCAUUAACUAUGUUGAUGGUCAUACGGCAGUGUAUCAAGAAGGGGAAGGAUUCUUAUGAAGAUGUACGGAUGAAAAUGGAAAAAUUGGAUGAAUUGGUAGCGGACUUGCGAAAGGCAUCUAAAGCGAACGAGAAGAAAGUGUCGCCAUCUACUGGCAAGAAACCACUUGCGAAAUCUACUGCUUCUGUCAUAAAUACUCCAACCGCAACCACUGUUCGGAAAAGGGGUCGUCCGAAAAGCUUGAAAAGUCGCGACGAUGAAGAGUACGCUGAAAAACGGAAGAGUAUGCCUGCUACCGUAAAUACGGAAAAAUGUGCUGUGGAAACUGAAACGACUGAUGACCUGGUAUCGCGGGUGAAGCGAGGACAGAGAACUAGGCGUCCCGCUAGAGCAUUUACCCCUGGCUGGGAGUUAUCUCCAUCUCCUUCACCCCCACCACCACCGAGCAGAUUUAGAAACUCACCUAAACCGCUUGAUCAGGAACAGAAGCAGGCAGCUGGUUCGAAGUCUUUGUCACCCGACAGUGGACGCCCAAGCAGUAAUGAAUCCAGCGACACUGCGGCCACUUCAAUGGUCCAGACAUCUAUAGUAACAACAGUUACAUCAGAGGUUCAGCCAAGUGUUUCUCAGGAGAAAUCCGCUGACGUACAAAAUCUUUCGACUUCACCUGCGUCGUUACCUCCUCCUGUAUCAUACACGAAUUCUGCACCUCCGAGUACACCUUGUUUUGCAAAUUUUUCCACUCCCACCAUAAACAACACAGUAACACCAAAAGUGGUGCUUAGUCCACCCCCUCUGCCGCAGUUGAGUGAGCAGGCCGUCAUGGCCAUACUGAAGGAGAGGGUGCAACUUGGUGACGUACGACUCACGUUGCUGAAUCUCUACUCGAAUGAUGCGAUUCCCACUUAUCAUUUCGUUCCUGUGAUGAUUGAGCUUGCGGAAAAAGCAAUCGCUGCACUGGAUAACAAGGACAUGAUAGUUUACGCUAUGUACAAAGCUGCCUUGGAUGCGGGUUGCGCUCAGCUUGGCACCAUAAUGCGAGCUUCGAAUCCAUCAGAUCCAACAAAGCAAAUAGCCAAUCUUGCCACUUCUAUGGGUAUCAGCCCGUCGCAGUUCACAGCCAUGGUGCAGCCGCCUACGAAUACGACGCCAAUGGCUUCGAAUGCUUUGAGUAGUAUGCAGACGGGUGCGUACCCCACGCUGCCUCAAGAUUAUCCACUCAAUGCAUACCCUGUAGUUGGUGCUCCCGUUGAUACACGCUUUCAAGGCUACGUGGAAAGGGAUAUCUCUUCCUUUUUAUUGUAACUUUUUAAAUCAUAACUCGAUCUCGCUUGUACGUGGUUAUUUGAAAUUAUCCUUUUUUCACUAAUUAUGUCGAUCUUACUUGAGGUGACCCAGUUUCUUUCUACUCCUGGUCAAUGCCUGUAAAUCUGUAUAUUUUGAUUUGUAAAAUAUUUUGUUAUGCAUCUACACGUUUCGGUUAUCGUCCUCCUUGCCUUCAGAAAUUUG
Messenger RNA from Cylicocyclus nassatus, 2192 nucleotides. The record is from the annotation of a GenBank genome assembly. NCBI's taxonomy places the organism in Eukaryota, Metazoa, Nematoda, Chromadorea, Rhabditida, Strongylidae.